AUGGCCGUCUCCGAGUCGCAGACGCUGAACCGCAAACCCAAGAAGUCCGGUGGAGGAGGCAGAAAGUCGAAGAGCAAGUCAGCUGAGGCGGACGCGUCGCGUGCCGCCAGCGUCGGCCAGAAGAAGAAGAACUUCCUGAAGAAGGACUACGAGAAUCCGGAGGACUGGACACUCGGCACGACGACGGGCAGUCAAGUGGAAGACGACAGCGGCACGCGCUCGCGCUCCCGCUCACGCGCAGACCGCCGCAAACGCGACAACACUCGCACUGCUGGAGAUGACCGGACGGCGGAGAGCCGCCAGCAGACCGACCAGAGCGCCCGCCGCAACCGCAACAAGCUCAGCAAGGAGAAGAAGCGCCCUGUCGACUCUCGAAACGCGCGCAGCAGCAGCGCCGUCCCGUCCAAGGAGUGCACCCAGCAGCAUGAUUACCCGAUGAAUUUCCCGACGUCAAAGGACAAGACGCGUGACAUCUCGCCGAGCCCCAGGCGCAGUGGUAAGAAGCCGAAGAAGCCG
Mesorhabditis spiculigera is the source of this 516-nucleotide messenger RNA. NCBI's taxonomy places the organism in Eukaryota, Metazoa, Nematoda, Chromadorea, Rhabditida, Rhabditidae. The record is from the annotation of a GenBank genome assembly.